AUGUCGAAUAAUAGAGAAGCAGUUUUCCCUACUCGUAUGACCUUGGGUCUUAUGAAAGGUAAACUGAAAGGUGCUCAGCAAGGUCACAGUUUGUUGAAGAGAAAAUCUGAGGCCUUGACCAAAAGAUUUAGAGAUAUAACGAAACGUAUUGAUGAUGCUAAAAGAAAAAUGGGUAGAGUUAUGCAAACUGCUGCAUUUUCAUUAGCUGAAGUUACUUAUGCCACUGGUGAUAACAUUGGUUAUCAAGUUCAAGAAUCUGUCAAGAAUGCUAGAUUUAAAGUUAGAGCUAAGCAAGAAAAUGUUAGUGGUGUUUAUUUACCACAGUUUGAAAGUUAUAUUGAAGAAGGUAUCAACGAUUUCAAGUUGACUGGGUUAGGUAGAGGUGGUCAACAAGUUCAAAAGGCUAAAAAUGUUUAUUCCAAAGCUGUUGAGACUCUUGUGGAAUUGGCAUCUUUACAAACUGCUUUUAUAAUCUUGGAUGAAGUUAUCAAAGUUACAAACAGAAGAGUCAAUGCCAUUGAGCAUGUUAUUAUUCCAAGAACUGAAAAUACAAUUGCUUAUAUCAAUAGUGAAUUGGAUGAAUUGGAUAGAGAGGAAUUUUAUAGAUUGAAGAAAGUUCAAGAAAAGAAACAACAAGCCACUGCUAGAGCAGAUGCUGAACUGAAAGCUAAAAGAGAGCAACUAGCCAAGGAUCAAGAAGAAGCACUAGCUAAUGAAGCACCAGAUGCUGAAACACAAGCUGACCCUACACAUGAGGCUGAAGAAGUUGAGAAAUUGGCUGCAGCUCAAGAGGAUGGAGCUGAACCAAGCAGCUUGACACAAGAACAAGAAGACGAUGUCAUUUUCUAG
Messenger RNA from Hansenula anomala, 849 nucleotides. RefSeq names its product H(+)-transporting V1 sector ATPase subunit D (gene VMA8). The transcript is spliced from 3 exons. Gene Ontology annotation, biological process: vacuolar acidification. Bases 1 to 849 code for a protein of 282 amino acids. The record is from RefSeq and is a predicted model, not a curated record. NCBI's taxonomy places the organism in Eukaryota, Fungi, Ascomycota, Saccharomycetes, Phaffomycetales, Wickerhamomycetaceae. Gene Ontology annotation, cellular component: fungal-type vacuole membrane; vacuolar proton-transporting V-type ATPase complex. Gene Ontology annotation, molecular function: proton-transporting ATPase activity, rotational mechanism.